AUGUCCUUUCGCAAGCGAGGAGUCGUCCUCGGCAACCCCCGAACGCCAGCGGUUGCCAAGGUAGAGAAGUCCCUUCCCGCAGGCACCCGUCCAUCACCGCACGACGGGCGCCUCACCACAUCGUCCGGCACGCAGUCGCUGGACCAGCUGCUUGCGGGCCAUGCCGGCCUUCCCAUGGGCACCUCGCUCCUGAUAGAGGAAACCGGCACAACCGACUUUGGCGGUAUGCUGUUACGAUAUUACGCCGCCGAGGGCUUGGCCCAAGGUCAUCAUGUUCACGUUCUCGGCUUUGACGAUUCUUGGCGUCGAGAGCUUCCGGGCUUGGGCAGCGAGGCCAAAGAAAAGGCCGCCAAGCCUGAGUCGUCGUCUGACAGCAAAAUGAAGAUUGCUUGGCGGUAUGAGACCUUAGGAAACCGAGUCUCGCCAUCUAGAGAGCCUACACAACCUGUCUCCUCUCAGCAGAGUGCGUCAAGCGCAUUUUGCCACACAUUUAACCUGACAAAGAAACUGGAGAGUAGAGACAUCAAAGGCCAACUUUUUGGGUUUCCAAUUAUAAAUGUCAAUGCUGCUUCACAAUCCACGGGGUUCUUUCGCGAGUUUCUUAACUCUGUCGCCGCAAAACUGGCCAGCACGCCGUCCUCUACGAUCCACAGGGUGGUUGUCCCCAGUCUCUUGUCGCCGACGCUGUACCCGUCCUACGGAUGCAACCCGCAGCAAGUCUUGCAAUUCCUCCACGGCCUCCGCGGUCUCCUGCGCCAACACCACACCAGGCUGACCGCCAUCGCCACGCUGCCAAUCUCGCUCCAUCCCAGAGCCAACGGCCUGACAAGGUGGGCGGAGAUUCUCUGUGACGGCGUGCUCGAGCUGGUGCCACUUGGGCAUCAAAUACAAGUCAGCCGCGACCCGACCAGCGAGGAUAAGGCCCAAGGUUUAUUACGAGUCCACAGUCUACCCAUCUUCCAUGAGCGUGGCGGCGGCCUUGACGAGGGCUGGCGCCGCGAAGACUUGUCGUUCAAGCUCAGCGCCUCGACUGGUCUCAUCAUCACGCCAUACAGCCUGCCUCCUGUGGGAGAGGAAGAGGAACAGGCCAAAGAAGCUGCCGAAGCUGAGAAGAAGAAAAAGUCUCUUGAAUUUUAG
Cordyceps fumosorosea ARSEF 2679 is the source of this 1137-nucleotide messenger RNA. RefSeq names its product PAXNEB protein superfamily. The record is from RefSeq and is a predicted model, not a curated record. Gene Ontology annotation, cellular component: transcription elongation factor complex; elongator holoenzyme complex; cytoplasm. Lineage: Eukaryota; Fungi; Ascomycota; Sordariomycetes; Hypocreales; Cordycipitaceae. Gene Ontology annotation, biological process: tRNA wobble uridine modification. The transcript is spliced from 2 exons. Bases 1 to 1137 code for a protein of 378 amino acids.